GGAAUGGCGCUGCCCGCGCUGAAGGGAGGACGGGGAGGACGGGGAGGAGGAGAAGGAGGAGGACGCGUCCCUCCCUUCCCGCCCUCGGCUCCUCCUCGCCUCAGCGACCCGCUCCUCUCCGCACGCCGCCCCCCUCCUCGGCUUUUUUUUUUUUUUUUUUUUUUUUUUUUUUCUCGUCAGCCGCUGUAGAAACCCAGUGGAGCCCGAUGUGGUGUUGGCUGGUUUUCAGCCCGCUGCGGCUCCAGGCCGCUGGCACCCACCAGCAAAACGGCAUGCUGGGCGAUGGAAAAGGGCGUGGUGGGAGACGGGUGCCUGCGGGAAAGGGGAGGAAGCGAGAGGCAGGGGAGCCAAAGUGCGACCGCAGGGGGAAGGCAAGCGCCACGCCUCGGUGGUGGGGCCCGCGGGGGACCUUUCGCUGACAGUGUGCUUACUGCAGGUCGUGGUUUGGUGCCGCAGUUACCAGACAGUACUGGGGGAGGAGGCGCGCAAAGACGCCAAAACGUCGUUGCAGGAAGUCUGAGAUAUGGCAAAUGUGAGGGGCUGCUGCUUGUCCCUAGAGAAGCUGGAAAGCCUUCCCAGGAGAUGUGAUGAGCUGACCAAGCUCUCACACAACACCCGGGUAAGUCUCAGGAAAAGUUACUGAAAGGGCUGGGUACACCUACGAGCACUUUGCUGUGUUCUUACUCUAAGGACUAGUGGGCAUUGAAGGCUCGGAGAACUUUUCCCUUCAUUCCAGCUGGGCUUGGAUGAGAGCCCCAGAGAACACGCAGUAACCCAAUAUUGUGAAAUUAUGAAAUGUGUUAAGAGAACACCCUUAUUUUCUGAGUAUGGAAAGAGGCUGGUGUGUGGUAUUUGCUGCUGUAGGGGAACAGGAAUGUCUGCUUCAUUCCACGAUUACAGGGUAUGGAGCAGCAAGUUAACGCUUAACUAGGCAAUCAUAAUUUUAUUCAAUCUCUCAAGAUUGUUAAAAGUACAGUGGAAAAAGCCUGGAGUGGCUUUAUUACUUGACACACAACCACCACCCGACGACGCCAUUCGCCGCCCCUCUAGACGAGGAGCUCGGCGCUCUCCACAGCGGGGGGCUGCCGGCCGCUGCGCAGGGGGCGAGCGGGCGGGUCGCUCGCCUUACGCAUUCUGCGUGCCGCGCUAGGCAGGAGGCGAGCGGGCGGGUCGCUGGCCGUACGCACUUUGCGUGACGCGCUGGGCGGGCGCGGCGCGUGCGCGGUGCCGAGGCGGUGGCCAUGAAGGUGGCGGUGGCCGGGUGCUGCCAUGGCGCCCUGGACAAGCUGUACGAGACGCUGGAGCUGCUACAGCGGCGGCACGGCGUGCGGCCCGACCUGCUGCUCUGCUGCGGCGACUUCCAGGCCGUGCGCAACGAGGCGGACCUGCGCUGCAUGGCCGUGCCCGCCAAGUACCGCCACAUGCAGAGCUUCUAUCGGUACUACUCCGGCGAGAAGAAGGCUCCGGUCCUCACCGUAUUCAUCGGCGGCAACCACGAGGCUUCCAACCACCUGCAGGAGCUGCCCUACGGCGGCUGGGUGGCGCCCAACAUCUACUACCUCGGUUACGCGGGCGUCGUGCGGUUCCGCGGCGUGAGGAUCGGAGGCAUCUCGGGCAUCUUCAAGUCUCACGACUACCGGAAAGGUCACUUUGAAUGUCCACCAUACAACCAGCAAACAAUUAGAAGUGCUUACCAUGUGCGGAAUAUCGAGGUCUUCAAACUCAAGCAGUUAAAGCGCCCAAUGGACAUAUUUAUGUCACACGACUGGCCAAGGAGCAUAUAUCACUAUGGAAACAAGAAGCAGCUUCUUAAAAUGAAAUCCUUCUUCCGUCAAGAAGUGGAGAGCAACACGUUAGGAAGCCCUGCUGCUUCAGAGCUUCUGCAGCACCUGAAACCCAGUUAUUGGUUCUCAGCACAUCUCCAUGUUAAGUUUGCAGCUUUCAUGCAACACCAGACAAACUCCAAAGAAGAACUACCAAAGGCAACGAAGUUUUUGGCUUUGGAUAAAUGUCUGCCUCACAGAGACUUCCUGCAGAUAAUAGAUGUAGAGCAUGAUCCUACUGCAGGUGACUCGCUGGAGUACGAUGCUGAGUGGAUUGCAGUCCUUAAGGCUACCAACAGUCUCGUUAAUGUGACUCAGAGCUUGUGGAAUAUGCCUGAAAAUAAUGGCCUCCAUGCAAAGUGGGAUUACAGUGUAACGGAAGAAGCCAUCAAGGAGGUGUUAGAAGAGCUGAAUCAUAACCUCAAAAUUCCUUGCAACUUCACCUUGACAGCUGCUUGUUAUGAUCCCAGCAAGCCCCAAAAAAACAUGGAACCAGUCCAUACCAUCAAUCCACAGACCACUGAGUUUUGUGCCCAGUUUGGCCUCACUGACAUCAAUGAUAGGAUCCAGCAAGUUAAAGAAGAGGGCUCAGUACGAGCAUAUGAGGAGGAGGAGGAGGAGGAAGAGAUGGACAGUACUGGGUCAGCAGAGGAACCCAGUGAAUAUAAUACAGAUAAUUCUGGACUUUCAUCCAUUAAUCCCGAUGAAAUAAUGCUGGAUGAUGAAGGAGGUGAUGAAGACUUGAGUACGUGUUCUGUAGAUCCUUCCCCUGAUCAUCCUCCUGAGUUUUCUGCAAGUUUUUCUGAUAUCAGGAUCAUGCCAGAUUCCAUGGCAGUAUCAUCUGAUGAUGCUAUGGACUCCAAUAAUGAGGAACUGGAGAAAUCUGGCGUGUGUAAGCAGGCAGAAGAGAAGAGCUUGAAUGAGAGACCUUUAAAGCGCAUUGGUGGUAAUGAAAAUGGGAACACGGGCAUUAAAAAAAUUAAGAGACGGAAUCAAGCCAUCUAUGCUGCAGAGGAUGAAGAUAAAACAGACUAACACUUCUGUGUUACAUAACUAAGUUCUCUCCCUACUCCUUUAUGCAGAGGUGGUGAGAACUAUGGUGAACUACUCAUGCUUUUAACAUUAUUUGAUCUUAUUCACGCUGCUUUCUUGAGGUGAAGAGGCUCUAUGUACCUCUUUCAGGGAAGAAUAUUUAGUUUGAUUAAACAUCUAAGCCAGAAGCAAAGUUUUCCAACAAAGUGCUUUGUCAAAGGACUUAAAGCCCAUGUAUAAUCAGUCGAUUUUGCUUCGGUUCUCGGUUAUUAAUGUAUAUAUACUAUGUAUCUUGAGCUGUACUGCUAUUCAAGAAUCACCGUGCUGGUUUAACAGGAAAAGAACUCUUACUCAAGUCAAAGUGAGAGGAUGCCUGACUUAUGAGACUGAACUAUUUGAUUUUAUUGCUUUUGUCUUGUUUUAUACUGAACUUUUAAUACAAAGUAGCAUAUGCAAUAACUGCGUGAACUAAAUUUGGAAGUAGAAUUCCCAGGAUAACAAAACAGCAAUAGAAGAGUGAGGAUUUUUGCUUCUGCUGACAUUCAUACCAUAGAAAAGCUUCGUGGUCAUAAACAAAACAAUGUGUAUUGUCUAGUAUUGGCUUUUAAUUACUGUUUUGGUACAGAACCAAGUCCCUUAAUUUGAGGCAUGACAGUUUUAUGAGGACCAUGCAAGAGAACAUCUCUGUUCUUAAAAACUCACUUGUGUGCUGUUUCUUAGAAGUUGAGAACCAUAUCGUAAAAUUAAAACGCAUCUGUUUACGAUGAACAGCUUUCUAAACAUGGACAUCAUCACUGUAUCAAUUCUCACUAAUUAAGGCUGUGUUGUAUUUUCCUGCAAAGUGACUGAUGCUUCAGACAGCAAUGCUUACCAUCAUCUUUAGCCUACCUUUUCACCUGACACUUCUUUUCAGUAGGAUGUAAAUUCCUAAUUCUUACAGCUCGGUCUGGAAUUUUCCAAAAUACCUUCAUGGACUUUACCUAUGGCUGGGCAGCUCCUGUUCUCUUUCAGAUCUUCUUGGAAGUUUUCUUUUUAUUCUUCUUACUCUUCUUCAGUUUUCCCUGAAUUAGCAAACAUAUCAUGCUCCUUUUGGCCUAGAAGGCUGUGAGGAUAACAAAACUUAGCGAAUUCAUGAAAACAAGUGUUUUCAAGUACAAUGGCAUGCCAUUAGACUCAUUAGCCUUACAGUCAGCUUCUGCUGGUGUUCUGUGCUGAGCUUUCAGAAUCAGAGAAGGAAUUCCUCAUGACUGUGCCGCCCUUGAGAUGAGCAGUAGUUCCAGUGUGCUUUUACUCAUCUAAGGCCCAAGCACUAUGGAGAAGAAAGCAUUCCUACAGGAAAGGAGAACUGGACAGGGAGCCAUGAGUAAAAAUAGACUGGUGAGUUGUAGCAGGGAAAUGCUUCAACUUGUCUUUAAAAUCAGUCAAAUUCUGGGAUUCAUCUUGGUUUCUCUCCUGCCAGCAGGUCACUAUGCAAACAAAACGCAUAUAAGUAUUCAAGAACUGGCAAAUGUCAAAAUUAACGCUCUCCACAGUUCUGAUUAACAGCUUUAUAUUGGUGUGCUGAUACCAUUAACAUCCCGGGUUUCUUUUUUGUUCCAGAGGACAGUAUCUUGUUUACUAAAUGAUUAGUUGGAUCCUAUUAAUAUUCGUGUAUCUCUCUGUGCCUGCUCAUCUGUCAGAAAACCCACCAAAGAGAACUGUGAUAAGAUGUGAUAAAGAAUUGGGACAGUUUGGUGUAACCCCCAGGUUAUCUAAAGUAGCUGUUAAGGUGGCCUAGGUUACUGAAAAUAGUUCAGUAUCUUUAAGGGUCUUGGGUCUGCAACGUUAAAACCUUAAUCAUGCCUGCAUUUCCUUGUGAUAUGAAGACUAUCAUGGUAAUAAAGUAUUUCCUCUGUACCAUCGAAAA
Messenger RNA from Cygnus olor (mute swan), 4761 nucleotides. RefSeq names its product debranching RNA lariats 1 (gene DBR1). Gene Ontology annotation, molecular function: RNA lariat debranching enzyme activity. The record is from RefSeq and is a predicted model, not a curated record. Gene Ontology annotation, biological process: mRNA splicing, via spliceosome. The transcript has 9 exons. Bases 1242 to 2858 code for a protein of 538 amino acids. Gene Ontology annotation, cellular component: nucleus. Lineage: Eukaryota; Metazoa; Chordata; Aves; Anseriformes; Anatidae.